Molecule: messenger RNA, 1470 nt
Organism: Nicotiana attenuata
Lineage: Eukaryota; Viridiplantae; Streptophyta; Magnoliopsida; Solanales; Solanaceae
Exons: 2
Coding region: 1-1470 (489 amino acids)
Source: RefSeq, a predicted model, not a curated record
AUGGCCACUUGUCGCCAAUUAAUCACUGCUUUAUAUGUUUAUAUGGAUAUUGGACCAAUUGAAACCCCUGAUGUUGAAACUUGUAUUUCUGAUCUACACAAACAUUUACAAACUUUGUAUAAUUAUUAUGCUAACAUUGUUGAUGCUUCUGCUGUUGUAGAUGCAAAUAUUCCUUCAAGUUUAGUUUCAACAUCUGCAUCCGGUGCUUUGGAGGAUAAUGAUGGUGUUGAAGAUUAUUUGAUUUGGUCUACACUAGGAGAGCAUCAACAAACUAGUAGCAGGAAUAUUGAUGAACUCCAAUUCUACUUGCAAAAGUCACAAGAGACCCACAUAAAGGAUUUUCUACCGCUGGUUAUACUUCCACUUUUUCCUUUGGAAGCUCCUGAAAUUAUCAGCAAAUCUCUACAUACUGGAAGUUGGGAAAUUCUUCAGCUUAUAUUAGUUGGUAUAGCUGUUUCUUAUGGCUUAUUUAGCAAAAAAAGUGAUGAUGAGUCAGACAAUGAAUAUCAUAGUAAUUCAAAGUUUGAUAAUGUUAAAUCUAGAUUACUUGAGGUUUCAUCAUUUUUUGAUGAUGAGGCUAAAAACCAUUGUUUGUCUGAUGAAAACAGAGUAGAAACUUUGAGUAAUUAUAAGUACCAUAGUGGUAAGCCAGUAGUAGUUCAAGAAAAACACAGAGCUAUAAUUAGUUCAAGAAUUGAUGAAAAGCCUUUGCUUUUACCAAUUCGGAGUUUGAAAUCUCCUGUUGCUGAGCCAAUCUCAACCACUUCACCAAAAUCUCUUUCACCUUCACAAUCCAUUUCAUCUCCAAGAAAGUUUCCAUUUUCAUCGGAAUCUGAAGACAAUAUUGCUGACAAUAUUGUGAGGAAAAAGAGUUUUCUUAAGUCCUCUCCGCCGCCGCCACCUCCACUGCCACCACCAACACCAACACCUGUUCUUAAAAAAUCAACUCUGUUGAAAUCAAGCUCUAUUAUAAUAGAUGAAAAGGCUGUUUCUGAUAAGGAAGUGAGGAGAAGUAGUAGGAGUGUGCCAUUUGAGGGGAAGUCAGUUCGAACAAUUAGGCCAUUCAUCGGAGCUGCUAGAGCAAGAGUGCGAUAUGCUCAAGAUUUCAUAAAUGGAAAGGCAGAGGGAAUAAAGAAUAAGGAAGUUGAACAAACUUUUGUCGAUAAACAGAUGAAUGAAACGUCCCAUUUUGUACCAAAGCCAGCAUUGAUGGAAUUUGUAGGAGAAGAGAAGAAAGUGUUGUCUGUUGAAAAGGUAGUUGUAGAAACUGAUGAGGAUUCAGAUGAUUACUUUGAAGAGAGCACAGGAAAUGUAGAGGUAGCAAACAAGAAUGUUAGUGAUAAGGCAACUGAGAGUACUGUUACUGAUGUAGACAAGAAGGCAGAUCAAUUCAUAGCUAAAUUUAGGGAACAAAUCAGGCUUCAGAGAAUUGAGUCCAUUCGAACAUCUGCUACAAACCUUGUAAAAUGA